Messenger RNA from Chinchilla lanigera (long-tailed chinchilla), 394 nucleotides. RefSeq lists its product as uncharacterized. Lineage: Eukaryota; Metazoa; Chordata; Mammalia; Rodentia; Chinchillidae. The record is from RefSeq and is a predicted model, not a curated record.
AUGGAAAACCGCAGCGUGGGGGCCGCUGAGCACAGACCGCAAAAGAAAGCAACGCAAAGCAAAACAAACAAAACCAAGACGAAAACAAGCGUCCUGUGGACUGGGCGGCGUCAGAGGCUCGGCGCGCCCCUGCUGCGCACUGCGCCGCAGCGCACGGGAGGAGCGAGGGCCGCGCUCCUCGGGGAGACACUGCAGCCGCGUUCAACCUCUCGGGUCCUCGCGCCCUGUCGGCUGGCGCACACCCCUCAGCCCGCGUCCCUCGGUCUGUCCGGGAAGGACUCUCCGGGCUCCUCUGGUGACGCCGCAGCCACGCAGCAGGCGGCCGGGAGCCAGGCGGAGGUCCGGGUCGGGGAGGGGAGGAGCCUGCGUGUGGCGGGGUGCGUGCACGGGCGAG